AUGGUCAUUGGUAUCUACAAGUCUGAGCAGUUUUCUGCUGCUCAAAACCAAUGGAUUGAGAACGAGGAUUUAAAGAUUGAAAUCACUGUCGAGGAACUCCCUCAGGGUCAUAAAAUUGUUGAUACCAAGAGUAAAUCAUCUGGUCGCUUUACAUUCACUUCUACUGAAUCCGGAGAUCAUGCUAUUUGUCUUUCUGCUUCCUCCAACUCUUGGUUUGAUAGCUCAAAAACUAAAAUCACACUUGAUAUGGAUUUCGAUGACCCAACUGAUCACCACGAUCACAACGCUGAAGGUGUUUCUGACUUGGUAAAGAGAGUCCAUGAAUUGAACGAACGUGUUGAAGAUAUCCAAAUUGAACAAAAUGCUCAACGUGAACGAGAGAAGGAUUUCCGUGAUCAAUCUGAACUCACAAACUCUCGUGUUGUUUGGUGGACAAUUGCUCAGCUCAUUGUGCUUGGUGUUGUUUGCUUCUGGCAAAUGCAUUACUUUAAGAAUUUCUUCAUGGCAAAAAAGCUUGUAUAA
Molecule: messenger RNA, 522 nt
Organism: Mucor velutinosus
Lineage: Eukaryota; Fungi; Mucoromycota; Mucoromycetes; Mucorales; Mucoraceae
Product: serine/threonine protein kinase
Exons: 6
Coding region: 1-522 (173 amino acids)
Biological process (GO): endoplasmic reticulum to Golgi vesicle-mediated transport; intracellular protein transport; Golgi organization
Cellular component (GO): COPII-coated ER to Golgi transport vesicle; endoplasmic reticulum-Golgi intermediate compartment; endoplasmic reticulum
Source: RefSeq, a predicted model, not a curated record